This is a messenger RNA of Seriola dumerili (greater amberjack), 1984 nucleotides long. It is a transcript of the gene khdc4, whose product is annotated as KH domain containing 4, pre-mRNA splicing factor. The transcript has 14 exons. Gene Ontology annotation, cellular component: nucleus. Gene Ontology annotation, molecular function: RNA binding. The record is from RefSeq and is a predicted model, not a curated record. Bases 148 to 1965 code for a protein of 605 amino acids. NCBI's taxonomy places the organism in Eukaryota, Metazoa, Chordata, Actinopteri, Carangiformes, Carangidae.
AUUGCUAGCAAACAACUUUAACCGGAGGCGGAAACGGCAAGACACGAAGCUAGCACCCAAAACACUGUGUUAGCUGUGCUGAAGUCAAGUGGAGGGUUUUCACGUUUAUUUUUACACCGAGAGGAGAGAGAGUAAAACAGGAUAUUGAUGUCAUUUUGUGGAACUCAAAACGGCGGCCGCCGCAGCAAAUGGGACCAGCCCGGUCCCGCCUCUGGUGGGAUGGGGGAGGCUGAAGCUGCACCGACUGGUGCUCUGGAUGCUGCAGCUGCUGUGGCUGCCAAGAUCAAUGCCAUGUUGGUGGCUAAGGGCAAACUGAAACCCUCACAGAUAGGAACACCAGGACCUCCUGAUAAGGCUGUGGGUGUUGGGAAGCCUCCAGUGCCAGCAAAAGCCAAAGAUGACCUGGUGGUAGCUGAGGUUGAGAUCAAUGAUGUCCCGAUCACCUGUCGAAAUCUCCUGACACGUGGGCAAACACAGGAUGAGAUCAGUAAAGUUAGCGGUGCUGCUGUUUCAACCAGAGGGCGUUACAUGACAGCAGAGGAGAAAGGCAAAGCUCUACCAGGGGAUCGACCUUUGUAUCUGCAUGUCCAAGGACAGACAAGAGAGCUUGUUGAUAGGGCAGUUAAUAGAAUCAAGGAGAUAAUCACCAAUGGUGUGGUCAAGGCUGCAACUGCCUCGUCAUCAUCAUCUUCAUCCUUUUCCCCCAGUGGGGCUUCAGUCACAGUUUACCAGCAGCACAACCCGCCUCCACCCUCACUGCCCCCCAUGACCCACCACAAACCACACUUUCAGUCUGGGAUGCAUUAUGUUCAAGAUAAAGUCUUCGUGGGACUGGAGCACGCUAUCCCAGGGUUUGUGGUCAAAGAGCGCGUUGAAGGCCCCGGCUGUUCGUACCUGCAGCACAUUCAGGCUGAGACUGGGGCCAAAGUCUUCCUCAGAGGAAAAGGAUCGGGUUGUUUGGAGCCUGCCUCUGGACGGGAGGCAUUUGAACCCAUGUACAUCUACAUCAGUCAUCCUAAACCAGAAGGACUUGCAGCAGCAAAAACCUUGUGUGAGAACUUACUUCAGACAGUCCAUGCAGAGUAUUCUCGCUUCCUCAAUCAAAUGAGCACAAUGAUGCCGACACAACAAGGCUUUGCACAGCCUCCAGUGGUGAACGGGAUGCCUCCUCAGCCUCCUUACUACCCCCCUGCUGGAUAUCAGCCAGGCUACCCCAUGCCUGUACACCCACCUCAGCCACAGCCUGUUCCUCCACCUUACACUGUUCCCCCUCCUAUACCUCCGGCAGCACCCACAGGUGUGCCUCCUCAAUACCCUCUUCCACCUGCCCCUGCUCCAGCCCCCGCUCCAGCUCCUGCCCCUGCUCCUGCUCCCAUUCCAGGCACUAUGCCACAGACUCUUCCUCCUGUUCCUUUUCCUCCAUCUGUUGCAGCGCCACCCAAAGCUCCACCUCCUGCCGCCCCAGCCAAUCCGCCACAGAAAAGACGCUUCACAGAGGAAGUACCAGACGAGAGGGACAGCGGCCUGCUUGGAUACCAGCAUGGACCCAUUCAUAUGACUAAUUUAGGUGCAGGCUUCCCAGUGGGCAGCCCCGAUACUACAGGACCCCCUCAACCGAGUUCCUCUGGCCCGCCGAGUGAGAGGGACAGUAGGCAGCUAAUGCCUCCACCACCAUUGCCUGUGAAUGGAGUGAGACCCAAGAUGGAGGAGAGAAGGGCACCGCAAGGCCCCGUGGAGCCCACAGUGAAAAGAUUGAAAACAGGUUUAGUAGCGUACACCGGUGACUCUUCUGAUGAAGAGGAAGACCACUCCACCUCCAAAGCCUCAGGGCCAGGUAACCCUGGGGCAGUUCCCCCCACCUCCACCUCAGGCUGGACACAGGGCUAUCGAUGCCCUCCUCCACCACCCCCUCGUGCUAAAACACAGCCACAGCAGCAGUCGAUGCCUUUCUGGAUGGCACCCUGAAGCAGGAAAAAUCUUAAAC